Molecule: messenger RNA, 1725 nt
Organism: Diaporthe amygdali
Lineage: Eukaryota; Fungi; Ascomycota; Sordariomycetes; Diaporthales; Diaporthaceae
Exons: 1
Coding region: 1-1725 (574 amino acids)
Source: RefSeq, a predicted model, not a curated record
AUGGGCUGGCUGCAACGAUAUGCCACGGGCUAUCACAAGUGGGAACAGGCUCAACACAACAAUGGCGUCGUCUUUUAUCGCCCACUCGGCGUGGUAGAGAAAGGCUUCGACAAUGACGGUAUCUACCACGAGGGAAGAGCCGAUAUCAACUUGGCCAUGUCCUUCGAGAUCAAGACAACAAAGUCAAAAGCGCAGCUAAGGCGGCAUAUUCUCCUAGCAUGGACCAACCUGCGCCUAAGGCACACUCUGUUAGGCGCCACUGCAUCAGGACCCGCAGAUUUCAUGGGCAAAAACGCUGUGCAAAGAAGUGACCGAUUCUUCGUCAUAGCAAGACCGAAGGACCAACAGCAUGCGGUCAGAUCGGCAGAAGGCCCUGUCGUCUUUCUUGAAGAUCACUACUCGUCAGUGGAUGCCGAUCUGCUGUAUCUCCAUGCCCAGAACGUGGCCAGGACUUUCGACGCCCGUCAGUCAAUGGUCAAGGUUAUGGUACUGCCCCUAGAAAGGAUAGGCUCCACCACUUAUGCACUACGCUUCCUUUUUGUUAUUGCUCAUCAGAUUUCUGAUGGUCUCACCAAUGGCAACUGGACCGGAGACUUCAAGCAGCUUCUCAACAAAAAGGCCAAUGAGCUUGAGUCCGCAGUUCCCUCCCUCAUCUCGACUUUGCAUGAGAGGCUUCCACCCUCGCAAGAGGACCUCUACCCACCGAUUGCUGGCUCUCGCGCACGACAACGGUGGUUUUGGGCCAUCACCCUCGUACUUCGCCACGUGCAGAAGCCGUUACCACCAGCGUUUCCCAACCCGCUCCGUUACCCGGAUGCUCCAAUCAAGGCUGCUGGGCCAGAAUCGAAGCUUUUCGACAGGAUAUUGGACUACAGCAAGGUGCCUCCGUUGAAUGCCGCAAGGGUGACUGCCCACAUCGGCAGAGAGGGAACCCGUAGACUGCACAGUGUCUGUCGACAGGUCGGCUGUAGCAUCGGCGCUGGUAGCUUUGUCCUCGCUGGGAUAGUCAUGAUGGAAAUUUAUGAGAAACGCUUCCCCGACGUCCCUCUGGCCGAGCGCCGUGCUUUUGUUGGAUCCUUCCCCAUCAACCCGCGCCCACUCUUCAAUCAUACCGCAAAGCCCGACAGCCUGAUGCUUGCAUUCUCAGACGGCGUCGUUCUGCCGUUUCUCUCCUCUGACCUUGACCUUGACGGACGGAUCAGACUCUUAGUGCGAUCUGCGCAGAGGCAGCUGUCGAGGUAUCAGAAACGACCUCGGAAUAGCACUGCUGUGAGCUUGCUGGAAUAUAUGGGUCCUAGAGGCGCCGGGAGGGUUGUGGCCAUGAACUAUCUCGACGUGAUCGAGCGCGCAAACAUCAAACUCCCGGACCACCUGCGCAGGGAGUUCCCGUACCAGAAGGUCCUGCCCAAGCAGGUCAAUCCGACCCUGGCAACUUGUGGCGUUAGUUCUGUGGGCAGAUCAGACCCUGGGAUGUCGCCCGGGCAAAUCGACUUGAGCAAGUCUUUAGAAGGCGAGGAGGAUGGACUUAUUGCCGAUAUCAGGACUACGGCACAAAAUGUGAGACCGCGGGAUGGCGAGUUCCUGGUUGGCAUUUGGGGCAAUGAUGAUUCUAUUGACGCAAGUGUCAGCUACGACUCAUGUGCCAUUGACCCCGCGUGGGCAGAGGUGUGGAAGGAGAAGAUGGAGACAAUACUAGAAGAGCAUACUGGCCAGGCAAGGUUGUGA